Messenger RNA from Clupea harengus (Atlantic herring), 8137 nucleotides. It is a transcript of the gene fign, whose product is annotated as fidgetin. Lineage: Eukaryota; Metazoa; Chordata; Actinopteri; Clupeiformes; Clupeidae. Gene Ontology annotation, molecular function: ATP binding; ATP hydrolysis activity; microtubule severing ATPase activity. The record is from RefSeq and is a predicted model, not a curated record. The coding region runs from base 903 to 3095 and encodes 730 amino acids. The transcript is spliced from 2 exons.
AAAAGCACCGAAGCUGUAGGCUACUACGGAAGAGCGAGCGCUUUAACCGCAAAACAUGCUCCUCUUUUCAGUCUUGCUCAUCAUGCAUCAUCUUGAAAUACUAGUCGGUAUCUGAAUCCAUCGGAUACGUUUUCGCUGAAGAGAUGUUAAUUGUAAUGCAAAGUAGAGAGAUGAUGUGAAGUUUGGCAUGUGAUGAGCGAUAGUGAAAAUCCAUUCUAAUUGCUAUGCAAUACCUUAGAUGAGAAAGUGAGAGUGGGUGGGGUUGGAAUUGUUUCAAAGUAACUUUCCAAACAAUGCUAACUUCAUAUAUAUCUCAUUAACUAGAGAAAAAGUUUGUAUGUAUAAUUUAAGGCUGUCAACAAGGUAAUGCUAUAUAGUGGAUGCUUCGUAGAAACAAUGGCAUAAUUUAAGUCUAGUGAUUGCCUGGCUGUGGUUUUAACGGUAAAUAUUUGCCACAGAACGUAGUUAUUAUGUUAUUAAUGCGCAGUGCUCAGUAUACCGUGCAUGGUGGCUCUGCACAUUGGUACUUUAAAUUAGAACGGGUUAGAAGUGACAUGGGCUUUGCUUUCCGUAGUCAUGUGCUCUCUCUCUCUCUCUCUCUCUAUGUCUCGCUCUCUCUCUCUUUCUCUUGCUCGCUCGCUCGCUUAUUCUCUACCUUCACAUGUUAUCCAAGAGCUUUUGUUGGGGUUUUGCCUUCUUCUUCUUAAUGAUAUGCAUGUAGGUUAAAUGAAUACCUGACGAAAAGGCCCCCACGUUUUGGAGUUUGCAGUGAAACUCGAUAGCCUGAGAGGAAAAAGUGGCCCGUAAUGAGAAGAAGCAACCUUUGGAAUUCCUCCUCGUAAAAAAUCCCAUUCUGCUCUUUUUCCUCCUCUCCCUGUUCUUGUUCUUUUAGGCUUGAAGACAUGAUCACUAGCAGCAGUGUUUAUGGCUUAAAGAUGCAGUGGACCCCAGAGCAUGCCCAGUGGGCGGAACAGCACUUUGACAUCUCCUCCACCACCCGCUCCCCAGCACACAAGGCCGAGGCCUAUCGGGGACACCUGCAGAGGACGUACCAGUACGCCUGGGCCAACGACGACAUCUCCGCCCUGACCGCCUCCAACCUCCUGAAGAAGUAUGCCGAGAAGUACUCGGGCAUCCUGGAGGGCCCCAGCGAGAGAAGCCUGCUGUGUUCCUACACGGAUGGGCCCGCUCCCGCCGGCCUCCUGAACGGACGCAAGUCGGAGAGCGACUGGCAGGACGGCAUCUACCCCAUGAGCUGUGCGGCCGACGUCAUCGCGGCGAGCAAAGCCGGCGUCACGGUGGAAGUCUCUGCCAGUGUGGGGAAUUCCACGGGGUCAGGGACGGGCAGCCUGGUGGAGCCCGGCUACUCCAGCAGCAACUGCGGCGGCCACACGCCGGCCCAGGACUUCAGCAGCAGCUACAACGGCUCCUACCUGCACUCCAGCUACAGCGGGCAGAGCACGCCCGGCCUGCCCUCGCCACACCCGUCACCCCUGCACAGCGCCGGGCUUCUACAGCCCCCACCACCCCCACCGCCUCCUCCCCCUCCCACACUAGUGCCCAGCUACAACGCGGGCUCCCCGAACCUGUCCAGCUACAGCUACCCCACAGCAGGGUACCCCCCACAGACUCCAGUGGCUGGUUAUAGUCCGGGGGGAGGGCCUCCACCUCCCCCGUCCGCCUACCUGCCGUCGGGCAUUGCUGCGCCCACUCCACUCACCCCUUCCACUUUACCCGGCUACACCUACCAGUCCCACAGCCACGCGCCCAUCGCCCCCACCCCUCUCAAUGGCAGCUCCGCCAACUCGCUGAAGAGGAAAGCGUUCUACAUGACAGGCCAGGGAGACAUGGACUCCGCUUAUGGAAAUUUCAGUUACAGCCAGCAACAGCAGCAGCCACAGCAGCGCUCCACCCAGAGCCCCAUGUACCGAAUGCCUGACAGCAGCAUCGCUGACUCAAGCAGAGGGAACGGAUUUGACAGAAACGCUGAAGCGUCAUCUUUGGCGUUUAAGCCCACCAAGCAGUCGAUGUCCUCGGAUCAGCAGAGGAAGUUCAGCGGGCAGUCGGCCGGCUCGCGGGCGCUCACCCCCCCGUCGUCCUACGGCUCGGGCAAAUCGUUCAGCGGGAAGUUCAGCGAGGAGCACAGGCAGCACCUCGGCCAUUCCGGCGGUGCUUCGUCUGCGCACCCGGCCGCGGAGCAGCUGAAGAACAGCGACGCCAGCCUGGUGGAGCUGAUCACCACCGAGGUCCUCCAGCAGGGGAUGCCGCCCGUCGACUGGAGCGACAUCGCCGGCCUGGACCUGGCCAAGGCCACCCUCAAGGACGAGGUGCUGUGGCCCUUGCUGCGGCCGGACAUGUUCAGUGGGCUGGGCGCCCUGCCUCGCACCGUCCUGCUCUUCGGGCCCCAGGGGAGCGGGCGGACGCUGCUGGCCCGCUGCGUGGCCAGCCAGAUGGGCGCCGCCUUCCUGCAGCUCAGCGGCCAGGCGUUGGCCACUAAGUGGGUGUCGGAGGGCGAUAAGAUCGUGCAGGCCUCCUUCCUGGUGGCGCGUUGCCGGCAGCCGGCCGUGGUGUUCAUCAGCGAGGUGGAGCUGCUCCUGUCGGGGCAGCUGGCCGAGGAAAGCCCCGUGCAGCGCUUGCGGAGUGAGCUGCUGCUGCAGCUGGACGGCCUGCUGUCGGCGGCGGCCGACGAGCAGGUGCUGGUGAUCUGCUCCACCAGCAAGCCGGAAGAGAUUGACGAGCCGCUGCGGAGGUAUUUCAUGAAGCGGCUGCUGGUGCCGCUGCCGGACGCCGGCGCUCGCCACCAGAUCAUCAGCCAGCUGCUCGCCCAGCACAACUACUGCCUCAACGACAAGGAGGUGGCCCUGCUGGUCCAGCGGACUGAGGGCUUCUCCGGGUUGGACGUGGCGCGCCUGUGCCAGGAGGCCGUCAUAGGCCCGCUGCACGGCAUGGCCGGAUCUGACUUCUUGCCCAGUCAGGUGAGGCCAGUCUCGUACCAGGACUUUGAGAACGUCAUUUGCAAAAUCCAGCCCAGCAUAUCACAAAAAGAACUUGACACAUACACUGAAUGGAAUAAAAUGUUUGGCUGUUGUCAAUGAGAAACAUAGCAAAAAGCGAAAAAACAAAAAAAAAUAAACAUGUUUUAAAAGGCGAGCCUUUUAAAAGACGGAUGCGUUUCAGAAUUAUUUUGUGGUAAGCAUUCAGUUUUGAAGGGGGGACACGAAUACAUAAUGGCAACCCAAACCACAAAGACAUGAAAUGACACUUGAAAUAAGACUUGAAAAGGCGCAGAGCCUUGCUUUAGUCUAUGUCUGGCAAUCUGCACAAAAACACAGCAGAGAAAUACUGUUUGAUGCUCCACACUGCUGAAGGUAAGCCUCACCUACCCAUGGUGCACUGUAAGUAAGUCGACUUAAAGGGGAAGGAAACCUUUAUUUGCUCCUUAUUAUGUGUAUAUAUCAUUCUGCUGUUUUUUUUUGUUUUUAUUCUGUUGCUAUCAAGUGCCUGAAGUGGUGCUUUAUCAUUUUGUAUUUCCUUUUUUUUUUUUUGCCUCACAAUCAACAUUGGUGGCACGUGCUAAUAUAGAAAGCUUUAGGACGAGACUAAAACAACACACAGCUCUGCUUUGUCCUCUUUGUUUUACAAUGAAACAACAACAGUAUUCCUCAAUCAAAUCUGUCUCACAGUGUAUGUGGACAGAGGACAAAAAAAAAAGUCCAUGCGGCAUUUGUAAUCUGGACCCUAACUUAUAAGACUUCAUUUAUUUUAAUGUCGUUGAAAUGAAAAAGAAAUCUCAGGAAAGUGAUUGUGAUUUGUACAGUACCUCAAACAGAUUGUGUCGAAGCACUACACACUGCUGACAACAUUAGGCCUGGUUUCUGAUUUGCAUUAUCUAAAAUGGAACAAAUGUAGGUUUUACCUCAGUAGAAUAGUAAUGGCAAGGAUAUGACUAUGAAUGUACCAGAGGUAAUCUGGAAUGUUAAAGAGGAAAAUUGGAGGAGAAAGUUCUUUCCAUCUUUGAUUUUCUAUAAUUUUUCUGUCAUUUUUAAUCUCUUCUAAAUUCUAUUCUUAAUUCUAUCCUUUCUUGAAAUUUUUCCAUGUCUAUUUUCUUUUGUUUGUUGGUUUGUUUGUUUUUCCGUGUCAGUGUUAAGUAUUCCAUUGAGACACUUGUUUUGUAUUACUUGUGGCAGCUGAUGAGGGUCUGAUAGUGGUGUUGUAUGAGCAGUGCACCAGUCAUGAACACACCACCCUUUACCUGCCCUCCUCCCACAGACAGUGAAUGGAGUCCAUGUUGACAAGAUUGGCACAGACUAGCAUCGUGUUUGGAAAGGUUAGCUAUUUCAGCUUAGCCGCACCAGGAAGAAUGCAGUAUCCCGUCAUAUAGAUAUGUUUUUCUAAUUAAUAUAUUUUGUAGUUGUUUGUCCGUGCUGCAGAAAGGAUAGUUUGACCACUUUGAGUAAACCAAAAUGUUUUGGGAUGAAACUUUUAUUUUCUUGUCUCUCUCUCUCUCUCUCUCUCUCUCUUUCCUUUGGGUAAGAAUUCAUAAUGCAGUUUUAUGACUUUGCUCUGCUGCUGUCUGUGGAUUGUCUGUGAUGAUAUCUGUGAGCCCUGCAUUCAGUUCUACCUCAGUUUAGUGCAGUUUUUCUGGAACAACACACAAAAGAGAGAUGGAUAGACGGCUGAACCUCUCUGACUUGUUUGCUCGCAAACCCUCCCAAUAGAACAAGCUGCCAUUUUUAUCAAGGCAAAAAAAAAAAAAAACCUUCUCUUUGUUCAAUCAUCUUUCUUACUCAUAGUCUGUAUACCCUGCCAUAUGUAUAUGAAAGUGUGUGCACAAACACUAUUUACGAUAGGUUCUCCUUUGAGUAUAGACAUUGCAUUCAUCUUUCACAAAGAUUUCCUUACCUUUUCAUUGUGCUGCCCCAGACACAUGUUAGCAGUAACAUGUCUGGACCAGAGCAAGGCAGGUGAACAGAGAGACAGCGGGUUCUAUUUUAAUCGUGCACGACGCAGAGCGCAAACGCUACAUUUUAUUGCAAGGCAAAUGGGAGUGGCCAAAUGUAAUGUCCGAUUUCAUUCAUCUGCGCCGCACUGCAAAAGGGCUGAGGGGAAGUGGCUUAUGAAUAGUGCCGUGCUCAAAUAGUGCGUUCUUAGAAUUGUCCUUUUCAAAUACGGAAUCAUAUAUAUACAGAGGCUUCAGCCACGCUAAGCACACUGGCUAGCAACCUGAGCACAGUGAGAAAGUAUUUGGGGAAAUUGUUAUAAGUUUUUUUUUUUUUAAGAAAAAUUAAGAAUUACUGUAUAGGCAGAACUAAAAAAAACCUAAACCAACAUAGAAGCGGCAAUAAACCUAAUUCUAAUUAUUGAGAUAUUUCGUAAGCAAUGAAAAUUAAAUUAAUGUGUUAUAUUUAUUAUACAUAUUUACUCAAUUACAUCCCAACCAAGUAUUUCAACAGGUGUGUCAUUCUGUGUAAGAACCUUUUUUGCAUGGAAUUCACAUUUAGUUGCAAUACCAUUCCCACGCAUCGCACAAACACUCCCUUGCGUGUUGCGCCUUGCAUCGGUCUGCGCGCCCAUGAAAAUAGUGCCUAGCGUCGAUACGCUGCAUGAGAAUAUAAAGCCUUGUGUUUGAAUGUAUGUUAUUCCUUUCUAUGUCAUUUUUUUAUUUUAAUUUCCCUAGCUUUGUCUUUUCUCUCCCUUCUCACACGUCUGCCUUUCUUGUUUUGUUCUCCUUCCUUCUUGGUUUGUUGUUCAUUUCUUGAAGCAUUUUGAAAGAAAAAAAAAAAACAGCAUUUUGUGAGGCACUAGUAGUGUGGUGUAGGAACACCCCUGAGAGAGAAUUCAACAAAUGGCACACUGAGGGACCUAGCUUUGAUUUGUUUGCUUCCAGAGGCGUGGGUAUGUUAUGUUCCCUUUUAGUUUCGUGUCAGUCAUCCCUUCUGUUCGGUGUACUUCACUGGUGUCUGAUGAAAUCACAUCUCAAUGUCUUGUGCUGUUGACACAAUGCCCUAUCAUACUCUCAGCACUAGGUAUCUGUCUCCUAAUCUUGGUGAGUGCAUAGAUGUAUUUACAAAUGUCCAGUUUGCCAUACAAGGCUUUGAAAUCCCUUGUUAUUUAGAUCAUGGUGGGGUGAUUGAGCCUUAUGAACACUUCAGAUAUUAGAAGUGUUUUGUUAGGCCUUCAUUAGUACAGAAUUGCUAUGAUUGCCCUCAUCACAACACAUGCCCCAAAAGUUAAUGUGCUAUUCAUCAAAUGCACUUUUAAACCUAGGUAUAAUCACGCAUUUGUUUUUUUUUUGUUUUUUGUUUUUUUGUUUUGUUGUUGUUGUUGUUUUUUCAAGCCCCUGCAAAGCCAAAGCAAAUUCAGCUUUUUCUUAUGAUUUCGAAUGUAAUUAUGAAAACAAUUCCUGACAUUAUUUAUUUUCUGUUCUAUGUGGAAAACAAACAAACAAACAAUAGAUUUUUGAUCUAGUGUGUAUGCACUGUUGCCAACACCCUUUUUCUAGACUUCUAUUGAUUGCAAAGGGGAGCUGUGAAACAUUCUGCUUUUGUCACUAGAGCAGACCAAAUGACAGAGCAAAUUUCCUAAAAUCGAACCGAAACAAUUAUCCAAACUUGUCAAUCCUUCCUAUAAAUAGACCACAUGAGUACCGCCUAACCAUAAUGGAUGGUUGUAACCAACCAUGCACACAUGAGCUGUUUCUUAUAAGUGGUAAGUGUUCUGAUGUACUGUCGGUGCUCUGUCCCACCCUAAUGCUGUGACCACACAAUGCGCCUCAACUGGGUGGAAAAAAACACUUUUACUGUUAGAGCAAACCGAGAUCCCUGAGAUGUUUCAAAUUUUGAAAAGAGAGAGAGAGAGAAAACAGAAUGAACGUGGUCUUACAGGAGUGCACACCACAACCUUGUAAAGUACAAAAAAAAAAUGGUUUGAAGCACAUCCCCUUGUACUUAUUGUAGACAACCAAAUUUCAUUCUCUUUUUUUUACCACCAGCUGUCUGUGCUUACUCUAUUCAGCACUGUCAUAAAUGUGGCUUUCAUCUUUGUGUCGCUUAUUUAUCAAUUUUUAUAUUCAAACAUCGUUCCCUUAUAACCAUUUCUACCUCAUUGCUACAUAUUGUACAUGUAGUACUUAUGUUCUGUCUUUUUGAAUGUCAUGCAUUUGUUACAAAAUGGGGAAAAAAAGAUGAAAAAAAUAGAAAACAACAAAGAUGAAAAAAAAAAAAUGUUUAAAAAGCUUGUCCUUGAACUUGAGCAGUCUACCUCAGAAAGACUGUCCGUACACUGAACAGAGUCAGCUCUGGAAACGAUAAGACACAUUAGUGAGGGGUGCCACGGAAGAUAAUGCACACUCACUUAAGACACUGAUUAAACUCACAAUGCCACAUCUCUUGAAGAAUAUUGUGGGCUGUAUAGGUCUUCUCCAAGGUCUCUAAUGCAAAUUCACGGUUAAAAAAGUAUUAAAAAAUAUAUAUUUAUCGCUUUACUCUUUUGUGAAUUGUAGUGUGCAUGUGAAUGUGUAUGUGUGUGCACUUAUGAAGAGGUGUGUAAGUGUGCAGUUUUAUAUAUGAAUUUAUAUCGGACAUGGAAGUGCAUUUCAUUUACUGCGUUUGUACAUGAAAUGCACUUACACCUAUGUGUGCGUACUGUACAUUUGCUGUUGAUAUGAUGUGUUUUUUUAAAUGCACCACAUACAUAUUUAUGUGUGUAUGUACAAUAUUGCCAUAACGACAGUCAACAUAAAUGUGUUUUCAUGUAUUCUUAGGGGACAAUGAACAAUAAAAUAAAAAAACGAUUUUUUUUUCUUUUGAAAUAAUGUGAUUCAUUUUGUUUUCUGUAAUAUGUGGACCCUUCUUUAAUUGUUGAGAUGUUCACAUAUGCUUCAGUUGCAUUUUGUGUUUAUUUUGAAAUAAAUGCAAUUUCAUGUGCAGUUUUGAAGGAGAUGUGUACUUGAGUAAGACCUAUACAAUGCACAAUACACACAGUGUUUUCCCUAAUUGUGUGUUUUUUCCUAUUCUAAGCAUUAUCUAAAAUCAUAUUUCUGUACCUGUAAGCUUUACAUUAAUCUGUCUUUGCCAAUCCAACACGUAAUGUUACUGUAUUCAUUGAAUUAAAACGAAUUGAAAACGUUUUGAUGACA